This is a messenger RNA of Canariomyces notabilis, 3801 nucleotides long. RefSeq lists its product as uncharacterized. Gene Ontology annotation, biological process: regulation of transcription by RNA polymerase II. Lineage: Eukaryota; Fungi; Ascomycota; Sordariomycetes; Sordariales; Chaetomiaceae. The transcript is spliced from 6 exons. Bases 1 to 3801 code for a protein of 1266 amino acids. Gene Ontology annotation, cellular component: Rpd3S complex. The record is from RefSeq and is a predicted model, not a curated record.
AUGUCCGCACCCACGUUUUCCUCCAACACGCGGGCGACCAGAUCGCGCUUUUCGAGUCCGCAGACGGCGCCCAACGGUGCGACCGACUCGUCAAGGGGUCAGGCGACGGGAGGCGCUGCGAACGGUAUCGAGGGCCAGAAACAAUUCAUGCAGCGUUGGCUGGAGCCCCCGGUUCAGGUCAAGCCCAGCUAUCAGGAUGACGGCCUAGUGCGCCACGGUGUGCUCGAGAACAUGGCUCCUUUGGGAACACUGCCAAAGGCGGGCUUUUUCAAGAAAACAGUCCCGCCGCCGCCUCCUCCUCCUGCUGCCCCUGAGCGGACACCAGUUCGCAGAAUCAUUGUCAAGCGACCUGCGCCACCCGUAAUGCCUGCUCCCGCUCCCGUGCCUCCUCCCGCGCCAGAAGAAGAUGAGACGGAGGAAGAGGAAUAUGGAGAGACAGAUGACGCCGAGGACGGGCCGGACGAGGAGAACCAGGAUGCGGAGGAUGCAACCGCUGCGACCAACGCCGCUGGGCGAGACAAGGCUUAUGCAACGACGUCCUCCUCGCGAUCUCGUCGCUCCCUCACCUCGCGGGAUGCAGACGACGAGGAAUGGGCGCCGGCAAGACCAUCACAAAAAGCUGCCAGGCGUCAGAGUUUGUCGAGGGCAAGCGCCGGUCGGCAUGGGUCUAUAGGGUCGGUGCAACAACCAGCAGCAAACGAGGGCCCAGGUCAUGUUGAUCUCAAAGAUUUCACUGACAAGGUGGUGGAGGCCGCCGUAGAUGAGGCGCUUGAUCAUUUUCGGUACCCCACAGCUUGGGCCCUGCGCACACUCUACGAUGAAAAUUCAUCCAACCCGGAUUUUCUCACCAUGAUCGAGAAGGUGUUCAACCAGACCGCAGGCACUGACACGCUCACAACGUUUGCGCAACUUAUCCACGCCAAGAAGAAGGAAGGCAAGAAGGACAACAAAGGUUGCUACUAUUUCGUGCCUCCGGCGACCAACAGCCGGUUUACGCCGCAUAAGCCGAAGCGGGCGCCUUACGGCAAUCUCAUCAACUUUGACGUCUCUACUUUGCAUCUUGAUCAGGGCACCAAAUCCCAAAAGGCUGGGCAAUCACAGCUCGAGCGAGAAGCUGAGCGUGAGCCCAAAGUCGAGCCCGAAGCUGAGCCCGAGGCCGACUCUCCUCCGCGCAAAAAGCGCAAAUCUGCCCGGCAGCCAGACUCUGCUUCCAAAAUGUCGGCGUUCAACGAGGUGAAUGGCAAUGGCAAAGCGAACGGGGCGAGUACGGCGAACGCGGCGAAUGCGGAGACGCCCUCGCGGCGGAAGACGCGGGCGCGUUCAUUGUCUAGUUCAUCUACUCUUUCCAGCGCACUUUCCUUGGCUCCGCCCGACGGAAUUCAAGAGGACGAGGAGGGUGAUGGCCUUGAUGUGCCGCCGUCCUCCCGCAACAGCCCUGUUGGCCGCCAGCCAAUCAACAACAAGCGGCGACGGUCCAACGCACCGCGCAAAAGCCGGAACGUGUCACCCUCCCGGCCAUCACCCGCUCCCUCAACUGCGCCGCAGCUGGAUGCAGCUUCUCGCGGUCAAAACAUCACAACAUCGCAGCGGCCAUCUCCCGCUGACGAGCAGCUUGGCGUCGCAGCCGAGGAACAACCUUAUGAAAUGCCAGCAGUUGUCGACUCACCAUUAUUUCCCAACCUCAACCCCAAGAAAGGCAACAAGUCUGGGGCGCCUCUCCCCGUCUUUGCAAGCAAGGUGGGCACAAUUGACGAGAACGACGAGAGACUGCGGCUGCGUCAGAAGGCGCGAGGAAUUACCAACAAUAAGCCGUCGGCUAUCAGCAACGCCAGGGGGAGCUCUCUUCGAGAUGCAUCUCGCCCAGGAGUAACGGAUGAGGUUAAUAACCCGGCGGCGGCAGCAGUGACGACGCCUGCAUCGCGGGUGCAAAAGGUUUCUUCUACUUCCGCUCGCCAGACACCGGCUCCGAGGGAGGGGAGGAGCACCCGCUCGUCGCUCAAGCGACCGCACGAUGAUAUGGAAGAGCAGCUCUCACCUAUUGCCGCCACCUUCCCGGGCUCAGAAGCAGCGUCAACGGCUGCGGACUCACGUGCUGGGACUCCGGCACUGCGGGCAACCAGGAAGGCCAGAACUGGCCUCCGCGUCAAGAACUCACCCAUCAAGAAGAAGACGGGCACCUCGGCAGGGAUCCCGCGCCCCAGCGGGGAGCGCAGCAGCCCCGUUGGCAAUGGCCCGGCCAACAGAGAGGAUGACAACGACGAUUACUGCUCUUCAUGCGGCGGCAACGGCGAGUUGAUCUGCUGCGACGGCUGCACUCGCUCAUUUCAUUUCAGUUGUGUCGACCCUGUGAUCAUGCAGGACUCGAUGCCCGUCGAGUGGUUCUGCAAUGUAUGCCGCACGAAACGAGACCCUGCUGGCCUCCCCGUGCACAAUGGCGCCUUUGCUUUGAUCCUCGAAAAGCUCGACGCCAAGAACUCGAGCGCGUUCCGCCUUCCUGUGACUGUCCGCGAUGCCUUUGAGGGGGUGCGCACGGGCGCCGACGGCGAGUAUGAGGAGAUCGUGGCGGCAACCAAGCCGGCUAGGAAGAAAAAGAGCGAGGAGGAGCAGACCCCUGAUUACUUCCGCCUGCGUGAUCAGGACGGCAACCCGGCCAUUUGCCACGGUUGCCAGAAGAGCAGCUCCUCAAAUCGCGCCAUCAUCCCGUGCAGCGUGUGUGGCAUAUUCUGGCAUCUCGAUUGCCUCGAUCCUCCGCUGGCGAAUCCACCCGCCGUUGUCCGCCCCUGGAAGUGCCCGUUGCAUAUCAAUGAUCUUCUUACCAAGGUCCCAGGAGCGCUGGGCCCGGCGCAUCGGUUCCGAAAGCUCAAGAACGUGCAGGUAGUCAGGCCCGCGUUCAGCCGGGGCUUCGCCAACAAUGGCUUUGUCGAGAUUGAUCCCGAUGACGACGAAGACCAGAGCGGCUGGAGGAACGUCGAGACUUACGGCCGUGUAGUCCGCUUGCCCGAGAAGGGCAUCAAACUGGAUUUCCUCUCUCGUUCACGCGAGAAUCGUAAAGGAAAGCCCAUCCCUCCUUUGAAUCAUGCCAACGCAGCAACUGUCUCAGCUCCGGCGCCCUUGCCGUUGGAGCAGAGGACACUGGAGGAGCAGCAGGCUGUCCUGAAUCUAGCGCAGCUGAGUGGCGACGGAUCAGCCGGCAUCACUACCCUCAUCGAUGCCAUGAUUUCGCAAGCCGAUCCGGUCCUUGUUGACAUGAUGGCGCGGGCCAAUCCCAACCACUUGGUGAACCCUGCCGCGCUCAACACUAUGGAUCAACAGAGUCUGCGUGCCAUCCUGGCUAGCGCAGAGGCGGUGAGUCGACGGGUCCGAGAGCUUCUGGCCGGACCCACGCCAACUCCUGAGCAAUCGCCUCCACUCGCCGAGGCAUCUUCGUUCAACGUGGCCGAGGACGCACCCACCAAGGUACCGAGUCUUAGCAACUCACAAUCCGCCGACGGUGACUCCGAUAAUGCCGCCAAUGUCACGGAUGUCGACACCAGUGGACUGGAAACCGAUGCCGGGAAGGGCCUUGCGUCUCCGGCCGCUACUGACGACGUCCCGGCCAUGACGCAGGGCGAGAAGACGCCCCCACAGGGCGAUCAGUCCCCGGCCGCGCCCUUGGAAGAGGACGGGCCUGCGGUUGAAAACGGCGGUCUGCCCGUCACACCGACCAAGGCGACCGCGGGUGCCGGAGAGGAGCCCGUUGUGCUGGAACCCCAUGCGGACAGCGAAAAGGCGCUUGUUGAGGAUGGGAUGGAUAUUGAUUGA